AUGAGUACAGAAGAAAAGAAUACUACAGAUAAAAAGGAAAAACUUGACAAUAUCACCAGCAUUCGAAGUGUCGGAAGUUAUUUGCAACUUGAGGAUCAUGAAAUUGAUUUGAAAGCCGUGACUUCGAAUCCAAUUUCACUUGGCGAAGUUGGUGCCUCGCUUACAGAUGAUCAGAAAUUGCUUAUUUUGAGGAGAGUCCAUCUUGAUAAGUUAACUUCAUUUGAAGAAUUGCCUCCCCAAGCUGCUUUCUAUAUACAAAAGGUUGAACACUUGACCACCACUGAAGCCCUCACAAUCUUGAACCAAGCAGUGAUUGAUCUUGAUGCAGAUGCUAAUUUCCCAACCAAGGACUACAAUUUGUUGACAAGCUUGGUGCAGAGUUCCGAAUCGAAACAAUUUAAUGCCAAAGAAAAGUUGGCGUCUGCCUUGGAUGGAAGCUCAUCAGAACAAUCAUUAGAAAAGGAUUAUGAUACCCAUUCAAUAGUUGAUUGGGACUUGCAAGUUAGAUUGGAAGCUGUUUUGAUUGCUUACCACUCCCCAUACCCUCAAGUGAGAGCAGUCACUGAUCCGUAUGAUGACCCAACCAUUCCUGUUGAAACCAUUAGAGUUUAUAUUCUCGGCAUAAUUUGGACUGCCAUUGGAGCUGUUAUCAAUCAAUUCUUUUCAGACAGAUUGCCAAGUAUAUCUUUAGAUCCUGCAGUUGUUCAAGUGUUUCUCUAUCCUUGCGGUAUCCUAUUGGAAUAUAUCUUACCAAAGAAGAAGAUCAAGAUUUGGAGGUAUACAAUUGAUCUCAACCCUGGACCAUGGAACUACAAAGAGCAGAUGUUAGCGACUGUAUUCUAUUCCGUAUCCUGUCCUAUUGGUACGAGUUACGUUUCUUCCAACAUUACUGUUCAAAAGAUGGAAAUGUUCUACAACAAUAAAUGGGUUGAUUUUGGAUAUCAAGUUUUGUUGAUAUUAUCGAAUAACUUUUUGGGGUUUGGAUUCGCGGGUAUCUUUAGAAGAUUUGCUGUGUACCCCCCCGAAGCCAUCUGGCCCAGUGUGUUGCCAACUCUUGCUCUAAAUAGAGCAUUGAUGGUCCCUGAAAAAAAAGAAAUCAUUAACGGAUGGAGAAUAUCUAAAUAUAAUUUCUUUUUCAUUACAUUUGCUGCCAGUUUUGUUUACUUCUGGAUUCCUACCUAUCUUUUCGCUGCUUUGUCAACUUUCAAUUGGAUGACUUGGAUCAAACCUUAUAAUUUCAACUUGGCCGCCAUAACUGGAACUAAUUUUGGAUUGGGAUUGAAUCCAAUCCCUACUUUUGACUGGAAUGUGAUUAAUACUAAUUCACCUUUGGUUCUUCCAUUUUUCACCCAAAUUAACAACUAUAUCGGAGUCUUGAUUGGCUUUAUUGCGAUUGUAGGUGUCUACUGGUCCAACUACAAAUGGACAGGCUUCCUACCAAUCAAUUCAAAUGCUGUUUUCACUAAUACUGGUGAACCGUAUGCUGUCACAGAAGUAGUGGACGGAAAUAGUUUGCUUGAUAAUGAGAAGUACCAACAAUACAGUCCACCAUUUUAUACUGCUGGAAACUUAGUGGUUUAUGGUGCCUUCUUUGCUAUCUACCCGUUUUCAAUUGUCUAUGAAAUUGGGAGUAGAUACAAACAGACAUGGAAAGCACUCAAGAGUGUUUACAGUAGUGUUAGAGAUUUCAAGAGAGGCGCAUACGAAGGAUUUGAUGAUCCUCACUCUAAGAUGAUGACUGCUUAUAAGGAGGUUCCCGAUUGGCCCUUCUUUGUGGUCUUGGUAAUAUCUCUCGUUUUAGCAAUCAUCUGUGUAAAGAUUUAUCCUGCUGAAACUCCUGUCUGGGGGUUGUUCUUUGCUUUGGGAAUCAACUUUGUCUUUUUGAUUCCAAUCACUGCCAUCUACUCCAGAACUGGUAUCGGGUUCGGUCUUAAUGUCUUAGUUGAAUUGAUCGUUGGGUAUGCUAUUCCUGGGAAUGGUCUUGCGUUGAACUUCAUCAAGGCAUUUGGUUACAAUAUUGAUGGUCAAGCUCAAACCUAUAUUACUGAUCAGAAGAUGGCCCACUAUGCAAAAAUUCCUCCUAGAGCACUUUUUAGAGUUCAGAUUCUUGGAGUUUUCAUCGCGUCCUUUGUUCAACUUGGUAUCUUGAAUUUUGUUCUUACUAAUAUUGAUAAUUAUUGUGAUCCUCACAAUAAGCAAAAGUUUACUUGUGCAGGGUCUAGGACUUUUUACAGCGCUUCUAUUCUUUGGGGUGUUAUUGGUCCGAAGAAGGUGUUCAAUGGUCUUUACCCUAUCUUACAAUACUGCUUCUUAAUUGGAUUCUUAAUUGCAAUCCCAGCUGUCGUAUUUAAGUUUUAUGCUCCAAGAAAGUACACUAAGUCUUUCGAACCUUCAGUUGUAAUUUUAGGAGUUAUGAGCUUUGCUCCUACCAACCUCACAUAUUAUACCGGAGGCUUAUAUGCAUCUAUUGCUUUUAUGUACUAUGUGAAGACUAGAUAUGAGGCAUGGUGGCAGAAGUACAACUACCUCUUGUCUGCUGCUUUGACGGCUGGUGUUGCUUUUUCCGCUAUCAUCAUUUUCUUUGCUGUGCAAUACCAUGAUAAGAGUAUUAACUGGUGGGGUAACAUUGUUCCUUACGAGGGGAUCGAUGGUGGCUACGGACAGCAAUCCAGGUUAAACGUUACAGAGCUAGCACCAGAUGGAUAUUUUGGUCCAAGAAUUGGAAAUUUCCCUUGA
This is a messenger RNA of Scheffersomyces stipitis CBS 6054, 2736 nucleotides long. RefSeq lists its product as uncharacterized. Bases 1 to 2736 code for a protein of 911 amino acids. The transcript has a single exon. The record is from RefSeq and is a predicted model, not a curated record. Gene Ontology annotation, biological process: transmembrane transport. Gene Ontology annotation, molecular function: oligopeptide transmembrane transporter activity. Lineage: Eukaryota; Fungi; Ascomycota; Pichiomycetes; Serinales; Debaryomycetaceae.